Messenger RNA from Strongyloides ratti, 1698 nucleotides. RefSeq names its product Serine/threonine-protein kinase RIO3. The record is from RefSeq and is a predicted model, not a curated record. Gene Ontology annotation, biological process: maturation of SSU-rRNA; protein phosphorylation. Gene Ontology annotation, molecular function: ATP binding; protein serine/threonine kinase activity. Bases 1 to 1698 code for a protein of 565 amino acids. Lineage: Eukaryota; Metazoa; Nematoda; Chromadorea; Rhabditida; Strongyloididae. The transcript has a single exon. Gene Ontology annotation, cellular component: preribosome, small subunit precursor; cytosol.
AUGAUGGAUCCACAAAAAAUUGAUAAUGACCUGGUUGGAGCAUUAGAAGAGGAGGAAUUAAAAAUGGCUAUUGAAAUGCAAAAAAAAUGGGACUUACAAAAGAAAGAAGAUAGUAAUACUGGUUCAUGUCCAUGGAAAAAGAAUGCUCCUACUUGUGCAGCCAGGUUAUCAGAUAUUAUGAGUGAAGAAAUUGUUAAUAAAAUAUAUACAGAAAAAAAUAAUUCAUUACCAGUUAAUAAAGAAAAUUCAACUACUAUAACAUUACCAAUUGAAGAGGUUGAAGAAAUGGAUCCUGAUCUAAAACUAGCAAUGGAACUUCAAAAACAAUUUGAUGCAGAAUUGUCAAUAGAUGAUACUGAUCGUGAAGAAGCCCUUAGAUUACAGAAGAUUUUUGAUGAGGAGAUUGCACAAAUUUAUGAUAAAGAUCAUAGUUUAGAUAUAUCUGAAGCAAAAAAACUUCAACAUGAAUGGGAUAUUGAAGUUUUAAAUGAGGAAUCACCAAAACCAAUAACUUUUGGAAUGACGCGUUACAAAUUUUCACAUGAUGAUGAGGUCGAUGAUUAUGAUGCAUUAUUACAAGAGUAUGAAGAUGAAGAAGAUAUUAAAGAAAAAAGUUGGAUAAAGAAAUAUGAGAAAAAAGAUAAUUUUCUUGGUGAUAAUGAUAUUAAUAAAAACGAUUGUGUUGCUACAACAAAACAUGAUACUGAACUAGCUAAAAUUAGAAAUGCCGAUAAAACAAUGAAUUUUGCUAUUGGAAUGAAUAUUGGAGAUUGUUCUGAUGAAAAAAUAUCUAAUAAAGUUUUUAAUAAAUUAAGACAAUACAGUAAAGAUGAAAUUAAAAGAAAUUUUAAAAUUAAGGAUAAAGCUGAAAAAUCAACUUAUGAACAGGGUAUGGAUGAAGAUGCAAGAUUAAUUAUUUUUAAAUUAAUUCAAAGAAAUGAGUUAGAUACAGUUGAAGGAAUAAUAGCUAGUGGAAAAGAAAGUAUUGUUUUACAUGCAAAAAAAGAAGAAUGGAAUUUUGCUAUUAAAGUUUAUAAAAAAACAUUAUCAGAAUUUAAAAAUAGAAAUGAAUAUGUUAAGGAUGACUUUAGAUUUAAAAAUCCACGUCAUGUUUUAAAAGUAUGGACUCUUAGAGAAUUUUUAAAUUUACGUCGUCUAAUGAAAGCUGAAAUUAAUGCUCCAGAACCAUUAUAUGUAAAAAAAAAUGUUCUAGUAAUGAGAAUGAUUGGUGAAGAUAAACCAGCUUUGAAAUUAAAAGAUGUUUUGUUUCAGGAUGAAGAAAGUAAAGAAUUAGCUUUUAAAAUGGUAGAAAAAAUUAUUUGUGAUAUGUAUAAAAAUUGUAAACUUGUUCAUGGUGAUUUAAGUGAAUUUAAUUUAUUAUAUCACAAAGGAGUAAUUUAUGUUAUUGAUGUAUCACAGGCAAUGGAUUUAUCUCACCCAAAUUCUUUAGUAUUUCUUCUUAGAGAUAUAGAAAAUAUCUUAAAUUUCUUUAAUAGUAUUGGAACACAAAAUUUACCUUCUUCAGGAGUUCUCUUUGAAAAAGUUACUAAUAUUCCAAUAGAUCCAACAAAAAGUGUUGAAGUACAGGUUGAACAAUUUGAAGCUGAUAAUAGAAAUAUCCAUUUACGUGAUGAUAAAGCUAAACCAUGUAAUGUUGAAAUUAGAGCAAUGGCAGAAGAAGAAUGUAAUGAUUGUUGA